AUGAGAAAGACGCUGCUUCUUGUGUUCGUACAUGGCUUCAAGGGUGGUGAUGAUACCUUCGGAACCUUUCCCGAGCAUCUUCGAGCACUGCUCAGUCACGCUUUACCCAGAAUCGAUGUUCUCGCCGUCCAGUAUCCGAAGUUCGAGACAAGAGGAGAAUUGAAGGAUUGUGUAGAGAGGUUUAGAGAAUGGCUACAAAACAGAGUCAUAGACAUCGAAGUCGCGCACUCCACGCCCUCCCCGACCGUCGAUCCGUCAGUACAUACAGUUCUCAUAGGCCAUUCUAUGGGCGGCAUCGUGGCAGCUGAGACUCUCCUCCUCCUCGCAAACGACCAACUUCUUCCGGCCUCCCCUUCCUCCUCCUCCUCCUCCUCCUCCUCUCCUUCAUCCAAGAAGACUACAGCCUCCAACUUUCCAUCAGAUACAACCGUCAACUCUACACCUAGUACUAAUCGUCCAACGUCCAACCAGCCACAAAGCUCCACCGCUAAAAGCACUACAUCCUCGCCGACUAGCAGACCUGAUACUCCCUCAUCUAAUAACAAACCAAACACCACAUCCUCACCAAAAGCCAGACCCAGUACCCCCUCGUUCAAUCCCAAACCAAGCACUACAUCCUCACCUAAAACCAGACCCAGUACUCCCUCGUCUAAUCACAAACCAAGCACGGACACCAACAGCCCCAAACUCAGCCCAUCAGCAACCCCAAUGUUCCCCCAGAUCAUUGGCCUCCUCGCGUUCGACACCCCUUUCCUCGGCAUCUCCCCUGGAGUGAUCGCUCACGGCGCAGAGGGACACUACAAAACCGCCUCAUCAGCAUAUAAUGUCCUCUCCGAACUCAGCUCCGCUUUCGGAUGGAGCGGCGCAGCCACCAGCCCCAAGUCACCUUCGGGUACCAAUUCUCCCAAGAACUCUGCUCCAAUCAAAUCUCCAUCACAGCCAGCGGGUCUGAUCACGAACGGCGGGGACGCAGCAGCAACCCCGCGCUGGCAAUCCUGGGGCAAAUAUGCUAUGUUUGCUGGUGCGGCGGGGGCCGUUGCCGCAGGUGGUGCUUGCUGCCGCUCUUUACUCACAAAGAGAGAAGUUGAGGAGCGGAUGGGGCUGGAUUGGUGGACAUUUGGAAACCAGAACCAGAACCAGAACCAGAACCAGAACCAGAACCCGAACCCGAACCCGGUGCAGUUGCAAAAUCAGGAGAAGAGGAAGAGCACCGGCGAUGCGAGAAGCGGGGGGGGAGAGAAGGGAAGUGGCAGCAGAAAUGGUUUCAAAGGCUCCGCGAACUUCUACACCCUCCUCGGCCGAGGCGCAACCAAUACCGAUAGUGCCGAACAUGUCGGCACCAAGAUCCUCGUGGAUGGGAUAUUGGAGAAGAGAACCUUUUGCAAAGUGCCACCUCCGAAGUUGGAAAGGAAGAAACAAGAACAGGCUUCGCAGAAAUCCAUUGGUGGCCCUAUCUCGGGCGAGAAGACCGGAGAUGGCGGACGAGGGGGAGCCUUACAAUGGAUUCCCGCUGUCAAUGAGAAAGCGAGUGUUGAGAUUCAGGCGCAUACGUCUAUGUUCUAUCCGAGGGAUAACCCGGGGUUUUAUGCGUUGGGGGAGAAGAGUAAGGAGAUUGUUGCGGGGUGGGUUUUGGAAGACGGCGGGAAAGGGUGGUAUGAGAGCAGUGAAGAGUUUACAUCUGGAGCUGGAAUAGAGCUCGGAGGUGGACCUGGGAAAAGCAAGGUAGGUGGGAAGGGUACGGGUGCUGGGAGCAGGAGAAAAGCAGCGGAGGAGUCCUCGGAACAUGUGUGGGUUCAUUCGAAAGAUGCGGAGGACGAUGGGGAUGGGGAUGUCAAGAUGAGGGACGGGAGUGUCGAUGCGGAGGAUCUGGAGGGCAGUGUGCUUGUUGACAAGGCCUCAUGA
Messenger RNA from Endocarpon pusillum Z07020, 1902 nucleotides. RefSeq lists its product as uncharacterized. The record is from RefSeq and is a predicted model, not a curated record. NCBI's taxonomy places the organism in Eukaryota, Fungi, Ascomycota, Eurotiomycetes, Verrucariales, Verrucariaceae. Bases 1 to 1902 code for a protein of 633 amino acids. The transcript is spliced from 4 exons.